AUGGCGGCUUUUUGGCGCCAAUGUGAAAGUGUUUUUGAAAAACUGGACACGGCAAUCCUGAUCGCUUUAGUGAUCGUGAAUUACGGAAGUGGAGUUGCGGCACACGAUGACACCAAGGCCGAUCAGCUCGCCGAGGAGUCAAAGCUCCGAGCCGUCACCAUCAUCGAGCCCAAGUACGUAAACCCUAAACCCAACGCGACGGCCACCAACGCGACUGUUCCGCAAACAAAAACCAUCAAGCCGGAACAGCGCCCGCCCAGCAAGCCGCCCAUCACACCCGACAAAUUGGGCAAACAAAUAUACUACAUGGACAUACCGCGCCCGUACUACGGACACAUACAGAAAAUACCGCCGCCACGACACUACCCAAAACCGCCACUGAAGUUACAUCACUCACCAAACUCAGUUUAUAAGUUUCCUAGAGUGAUACCGUUACCUCCACACCUCCAAAAACGUUAUUACAUCAAUAGGCCGAUGGUGUUCGCAGCGUCCAACGCUAAGGCCACUGUCGCGAAAAGUCCUAAGUUCAGCUUGCCGGUGCAAACCAUUAACGGCAUCAGGACGGACUUUGUCAGACCGCCGAAUUAUUACAACAUGACAACAACAACAACGACCACAACUUCCACAGAGGCGACCACCACCACGAAGGUACUCAGGACGAAACGAAUAUGGCCCAAACGGGUGAUAGAAAAUGAUAAUACGACUCUACACAACACCACAGUGACAAGCAACACGACAAACAUCAACAACACAUUAGACGAAACUGAUCACAACACAUUAGAGAGCGUCAAGCGAGUUAGAUUCGUGCAUAGAAAUACUACUAAGACGACGACGACAAGCGCCCCUUCGCUAACUACGCGAAGCUAUCAUCCGGUGACGAGGAAAUCCAAAAUAAAAUCUACCACCACUCCAACGCUCAACUUCACGGCUAUAGGCCCCAACGAUUGGGUGCCGAUGGUACCGUCGCAUUUCCCCAAGCUUCACAAGCCAGUCCCGACGCCAAUUGCCAAACGUUCAGACAUCGUAGAGAACGGUGUAACACCGGCUGGGAAGCAAACUCUAUACCUACAAUCAUUCGGACUGGUCCCCGUACCGCCCAGCGCCGCACCGGCAAUGACCAGAAAAAAAAUGGUAUUCUUUAAACGAAAACGCCAACUGAACCCGUAUUAUUCUGGUUACAGCCCGAAUCCGGUGCGCACGCCCACGCCCUACUUGUACGGGGACCUUCAGACGGAUGGUAGCCACAGUCGGCCGAAGGUAGUCACCAAAAUCAAACAUCAUCAUCACCACCACCAUCACAGAUACAUAAAAACUGUUGAGAAACCUGUCAAAAUUCCAUACAAGGUGGAGGUUCCCAAGCCUUACCCAGUGCCCGUUGAAAAGAAAGUGCCAGUGCCCGUUGAGAAAAUAAAGGUGGUUGAGAAACCGGUACCGUAUCCCGUCACUGUAGAAAAGAAGGUCCCGUACCCGAUAGGCAUAAAAGUACCUCAUCCUGUACCUGUGAAAGUCGUCGAGAAGGAAUACGUGCCUAAACCUUACCCGAUAGUGCAUCACGUGCCGGUGAUAAAGCAUAUUCAGGUGAAAGUACCGCAUCCCGUGCCAGUACCCGUGGAGAAGAAGGUGCCCUAUCCAGCCGGUACCGGUGCCAGUUCCAGUAGACAAAAAGUGCCUUACCCAGUACCGGUGAAAGUGUUGGUCCCACAACCAUACCCAGUUGAAACUAAAGUGCCCUAUCCGGUUCAGGUAAAAGUAAAGGAACCCGUUGAAGUAAUCAGACACGUUCAUGUGAAAGUACCGGUGCCUCAGCCUUAUCCGGUUAAGGUUCCCCAUCCGGUACCAGUCCCUGUGGAGAAGAGAGUACCCUACCCAGUGGAAGUCGAGAAAAAGGUGCCCGUACCCGUUCAAGUUCUUGUUCCGCAAAAGGUGGAAGUGGAGAAGCGAGUGCCGGUUUACGUGCCGAGGCCCUAUCCGGUUGAAAAGCGGAUACCAGUGCCGGUGAAAGUACCGUAUCCUGUGAAGGUACCCGUGAAAGUCCCGGUUCAGGUGCCAAUCGAAGUGCCGGUAUACAUCCACCACCCAUACCAAAUAUAUAAUGACGAUCAAUACGUUUCUAACAUCGUGUCAUCAACAGACCAUGUGACUAGUAGCCCGCACCACACGGUGACUGUCCACGGGAAUACUGGAUUCACAGGAUUCCAGUCCCGCUCGGACAAACCCGACACAACAACAGUCGGUACUAAAAGUUAAAUUAAUUUUAAUGUUGUAAAUAAAGGGCUUAUUGUUUCAAACAGUUUGUAAAGGAAGAAAAAAUUAUCACGAAAUUUGCUUUUAAUGUAUCUGGCAAAACCUUACAAACAGUUUAAAAUAAUUCCCAUUGUAUAUCAGAGUCUUAGAUUAAACGUUAUCGUUGUAGUACCUUACUGUAGAAACUACGUUAGAUAAGUUAUUGUUGUGUUUGUGUGGAAUGAUAAACAUCGAUUUGAGUAAAUGUAUGAUGCUGUGAUA
Manduca sexta (tobacco hornworm) is the source of this 2505-nucleotide messenger RNA. RefSeq names its product methylcytosine dioxygenase TET3-like. NCBI's taxonomy places the organism in Eukaryota, Metazoa, Arthropoda, Insecta, Lepidoptera, Sphingidae. The transcript is spliced from 3 exons. Bases 1 to 2247 code for a protein of 748 amino acids. The record is from RefSeq and is a predicted model, not a curated record.